Scheffersomyces amazonensis is the source of this 645-nucleotide messenger RNA. Its product is annotated as U2 snRNP complex subunit. The record is from RefSeq and is a predicted model, not a curated record. Gene Ontology annotation, cellular component: U2 snRNP; catalytic step 2 spliceosome; precatalytic spliceosome. Gene Ontology annotation, molecular function: RNA binding. The transcript is spliced from 3 exons. Gene Ontology annotation, biological process: mRNA splicing, via spliceosome. NCBI's taxonomy places the organism in Eukaryota, Fungi, Ascomycota, Pichiomycetes, Serinales, Debaryomycetaceae. The coding region runs from base 1 to 645 and encodes 214 amino acids.
AUGAAUAGUAUACGGAAAGUAAACGAAAUAAACCAGAGAGAAUUGGCUCAGAAUUUGUCAUAUACACAAUCUUGGCAUUAUGAUUAUCGAGAUACAAAUUAUAUAUAUAUUGGUAAUAUACCUAUAAAUUCUAUGAAAAGUAUAGAUAUAAUAACUAUAUUUUCUCAAUAUGGAAUACCAUCCCAUAUACAUUUCUUUGAUGAUAAACCUACCUCUGGAGGUAAUGGAUUUGCAUUUUUAAAGUAUGAAAAUUUUAAAAGUUGUGUACUUGCUAUUGAUAAUCUUAAUGGUAUUGAAGUUUUAGAAGGGAAAAGGUUAAGAGUAGAUCAUACAUAUUAUAAAUUACGAGGUAGUGAGCAUGAAGAUGAUUAUUUAAUCGAUUACAAGAAUAAACAACAACUGGAAUCGAAACAACUUCGGAGUAUUGAAGCAAAAGUUGAUGAUGAAUUAAGAGAUCCAAUGGAGGAUUUUAACAAUAUCAAUACCAAUACAACCACUUCUAGCACAAUAGAAGAUCCUGAAGAUGAGUUCAAAGAUCCAAUGGAACAAUUUCUUAAGAAUAAAUCAACGACAAAUAAAGUAUCUAAAUCACAUCAUCAUCGUCAUAAGCAUAAUCAUCGUAAACAUAGUGAAAGUCGGAAAUAG